This is a messenger RNA of Penicilliopsis zonata CBS 506.65, 1868 nucleotides long. RefSeq lists its product as hypothetical. Bases 109 to 1755 code for a protein of 548 amino acids. The transcript has a single exon. NCBI's taxonomy places the organism in Eukaryota, Fungi, Ascomycota, Eurotiomycetes, Eurotiales, Aspergillaceae. Gene Ontology annotation, biological process: secondary metabolic process. Gene Ontology annotation, molecular function: CoA-ligase activity. The record is from RefSeq and is a predicted model, not a curated record.
UCUCUAAUUCACUCUCCUCUCUCUCUCUUGAAUAUCUCCUAAUUCUUUAAAUCUUUCUCUCUCCCUCUCUCUAAUUCUAUUCUCCUCCUCUCCUCUUCUCUCCUCACAAUGCAUAUAUAUAAAUCACCACAGGAAAUCUCCAUCCCCCAAGAUGUGAAUCUCACGGAAUUACUCCAUGCCAGCGCCCAUUCUCCCCCCCUUCCUCCCUCCCAUGAGAUCGCAACCGACACCUUUGAGGGUCGCAGCGUGACGCUCGGAGAACUACGCCAGAACGCCGGGGGGCUGGCCCAGGGGCUGUCUUCACACUUCCAGCCCGCCGACCAGAGCCGGUGGGCGCUGCUCAUGCCCAACGGCGUCACCUUCAUCGAGGCCGUGCAUGCCAUCCUCUGGCAGGGGGGCGUCUUCUGCCCGAUCAACCACGAGCUGCGGGCGGGCGAGAUCGGAUACGCCUUCACCGUGUGCAAGCCGGCGUAUGCGAUUGUCUGGUCGGAGGUGCUUCCGUUGGUUCUGGAAGCGUUGAAAACCUCGAAAGAAGUUGAUCCGGAAUUCAACCCACCCAAGAUCAUCACCGUCGGCUCCGUGGAUGGAUAUCCGUCCUUUGACUCCUUCAGGUCGGCGGACAGCAUGGAGGUCCCUCACCACAGCGACACCCGCACGCGCGCGGCCAGUAUUCACCUCUCGUCUGGCACGACAGGCAAGCAAAAGGGCGUGCUGCUGACGCACUACAACUACGUCGCCAACGUGUACCAAUGCCAUGCCCACGAUCCGGCGCACUGGUCCCCCCCGCACACCAGCCUGGUGUACUCGCCCAUGGUGCACAUCGCCAACACGACGGUGCCCCUGUUUCUGGGUCCGUGGGGAGGCACCAAGCAUGUCAUCAUGCCCAAGCUGGACAUCCCCCGGCUGUGCGAGCUGGUCGAGAAGCACCGCGUCGUGGACAUGCCUCUGCCCCCGGCGUUGGUGACCGCUCUCCUGACCGGCGAGCUGACCAAGAAGUACGAUCUCUCCUCGGUGAAGUACCUGGUGGGCAUGGGCGUGCAGAACCAGAGCGUGGCCGACCGGCUGCUGCAGCUGCACGACUGGACGCUCGUCAAUCUGUACGGCAUGACCGAGGCGGCCCCGUAUGUCUCCUGGUCGAAGCUGGGCGAGAUGCUCCCGGCCGGCCAGGUCGGCUCGUUCGUGCCCAACAUGGAGUUCCGCCUGUGUGACGGCGACGGUAAGGACGUGCCCGUCGGAGCCAAGGGCGAGCUAUGGCUUCGCGGGCCCAAUGUUACCCCCGGGUACAUCGACAAUCCCGUAGCCACGGCGGCAGCCUUCAAGGAGGGCAGCUGGUACAACACGGGGGACGUGUGCACCAUCUCCCCUGCUGGGAUCAUGGCCAUUGUCGGCCGCACCAAGGAGCUGUUCAAGUCCAGCGGCUUCCAGGUCAGUCCGCAGGAGCUGGAGCAUCAUCUCGUCGGUCAUCCCCAUGUCGCCGAGGUGGCUGUCGGCCCUGUGUAUGACGAGGCCAAGCAGACGGAUGUCGCGGCGGCGUACGUCAUUCUGAAGGCGCAUCUGAAUGAUAAGGAAGACAAAGUCACUGCCUUGGGACACAUUCAGGGCUUCCUGGACGGUAAAGUCAGUGGCUAUAAGAGGUUGAAGGGGGGCGUGUGGGAAGUGACGCAGCUCCCUAAGAAUGGCACAGGGAAGAUCCUCCGCCAUUUGAUCACAGAGCAUAAAACAGGUCUUGUUUCCGCGCCUAAACCGAAGCUGUAGUUCAAUUAUCAGAAGUUACUUUAUAUCCAUGUACAUGGCUUGUAUUGCAAAUAUUGUCUAAACACAAUUACUACUACUUGGAGUUAACAGAAAAGACUUUCCAGACCAUGACU